This is a messenger RNA of Didymella exigua CBS 183.55, 1765 nucleotides long. Its product is annotated as MFS general substrate transporter. The coding region runs from base 57 to 1664 and encodes 535 amino acids. Gene Ontology annotation, molecular function: transmembrane transporter activity. The record is from RefSeq and is a predicted model, not a curated record. Lineage: Eukaryota; Fungi; Ascomycota; Dothideomycetes; Pleosporales; Didymellaceae. The transcript has 5 exons. Gene Ontology annotation, biological process: transmembrane transport.
UGCAUUCGUGUCGUUCGUGGCCAAUUAUUCCGCCGAACCGAAAGUAGGCGUUCAAGAUGGCACAGCAAUAUCCCCCCGUCUCCUGGUCUUCGUUACCGCGCAAGGACCAACUUCUCCUUCUCUUCAUGAUUCGAUUUAGUGAGCCAGUAGUCAGAAUAUCCAUCGGUGCAUACAUAUUCUACCAGCUCCAAUAUAUCGAUCCGACAUUGUCCAGCGCUGAAAUUAUUACUCAGUCCGCAUAUCUUCAAACCGCGUAUACCAUUGCGCAAGCUGUUUCGUCUUUGGUAUGGGGUGUAGUCUCGGACUCACCGCGAGGUGGGAGGAAACUCGUUGUAUUGACGAGCUUAACUGGGUCCCUGAUUAGCUGUACAUUAUUUGGCUUCAUCACAAGCUUUAGACAGGCAGUAUUCCUUCGAGUUUUUGAAGGAAUCACCAAUGGUAAUGUCGCCAUGGUUCGAACGAUGGUAUCAGAGUUUGUUCAGGAAAAGAGAUAUCAGGCUAGAGCUUUCGCGCUCCUACCAAUCGCUACUCGGAUGGCGAUAAUCAUCAGUCCGCUUGUGGCAGGCUGGACUGUUCAGGUUGAGACAGUGGGAGAUGGCGACAGCUUUUUGACAAAAUACCCAUACGCAUUGCCGGCUUUACUGAAUGCUGGGUUUCUAUUCCUCCUUUUAUUGGCGGCAUUCCUAUUCCUUGAAGAGACCUCCAAGCCAUUGCGCGGCAGAUUUGAUCUUGGGCUUGCUAUUUCGAGUAAACUUUACUCUAUACUCUGCCUCAUGCCGAGGAGAUAUUCUGUAGACGCAAACUACACGCCAAUCAUUUCCGACGUCGAUGAGAGCGAUGCGGGUGAAGAAAUGGGCUUCAUGAAAGAAGUCGACAGCAGUAUCCAAUCCGAGGCCAAAGUAUCACUUGGUAUCCCAGUCGAAUCAAGUGCCAGAGAUGCGAAACUUCCCACCAGCCGGAUAUUUACCAAGAAUAUGCUUCUAGUACUUCUUACUACAUUACUCUAUGAGCUUCAUCUCAAUAGCGUCAAUAUUGCAAUGACGAACCUGUUGGUCGAUCCAGUCUCUACAAGAGAUCAGGAACGCUCCAGGAUUCUUCCCUUCCGAUUUGGAGGCGGCGCUGGAUUUCGACCGAAGUCACUCGCGUGGUAUUCGACCGUCUUUGGCAUCAUUGGUAUCCCCAUGCAAGUCUUAGCCUACCCAUGGCUCAACCAGCGUCUUGGAUGUCUGAAACUUUGGCGCCUCUUCUAUCUCGGGUAUCCUAUCCUGUAUUUCGCAUAUCCGUACGUCGCUGUCAUGCCGUCUACAACGCCACCGCCAGCGGAAAAGACCGGAAUCGUAGUGUGGGUAUAUCUUGUCCUUAUCCAGGCGUCGACAGCGCUCAUCACCAGCGUUGUCACGCCAUCGCAGCUUCUGCUGGCCAACUUUUCAUCACCUCAUCCAUCGGCUCUGGGAAGAACGCAUAGUAUUACUUUCUUCACGUCAAUGGUGAUCAGGGCUGCUAGUUCUGCCAUGGCGGGAAAUGUGUAUGCUUAUGGGUCAACGCACGACCUCACUGGCAUCAUUUUUUGGUCCAGCAGCGCCGUGUCUUUAGUGGCUAUCAUCUUGACUUGGUUUGUGAAGGAGGGAAAUGGUCAUGAGAUCAAGCUAGCCGGAGAGGAAUGAAGCCAAUGUCCUGUCGCAACUCAUACCAAUUCCAAUGGAAAGACGAACAUGUUUAUGUACUAUGACCUGUAGAACCUAUAAGACUAUCCUUAAUUUUAGAC